CCUUUAACAGAUCUGACAGCUCAAACUGACACCAGGAAGUAAAAGUGAAGCAAAUAAAAACUGGGCUCGGCUUCUUGUGGAACACAUUUAGUUGUUUUGUUUCCAGUUCUUUAGAGGUGAAACUAGCAGCAAGAAACCAAAUGGAUUCMAGAAAGUUCUCCUGUUCCAUCUGUUCGUGCCUCCUGAAGGAUCCGGUGACUAUUCCCUGUGGACACAACUACUGUAUGAGCUGUAUUAAAGAGUUCUGGGAUGGAGAGGCAAGGAGAAACUACAGCUGCCCUCAGUGCAGGAAGGACUUUGAACCAAGGCCUGUUGGUGGGGACAUGUCCACACCAGUCCUUCAGAAAGUUACGCCCUUGGCUGGAGCUGAAUAUGUGUCCUGUGAUGAGAGGAAACUGAAAGCUGUCAAGUCCUGUCUCAACUGUUUGGUCUCUUAUUGUGAAAAUCACCUCAAACCUCACUACAGUCUUGAUCAAUUAAAGAAACACCAGCUGGUGGAGCCGUCCAAGAAGCUCCAGGAGAACAUCUGCCCUCGUCAUGAUGAGGUGAUGAAGAUCUUCUGUCAUACUGAUCAGCAGUGUAUCUGUUAUCUCUGCUUAAUGGACCAACAUAAAGUACAUGAAACAGUCUCAGCUGCAGCAGGAAGAGCUGAGAAGCAGAAGGAGCUGGAGGCCAGUCGACAACAAAUCCAGCAGAGAAUCCAGGAGCGACAGAAAGAUGUGAAGCUGCUCCAACAGGAGGUGGAGGCCAUCAAUGUCUCUGCUGAUMAAACAGUGGAGGACAGUGAGGCGAUCUUCACUCAGCUGAUCCGUCUCAUCCAGAAAAGAAGCUCUGAUGUGAAGCAGCAGCUCAGAUCCCAGCAGGAAACUGAAGUGAGUCGAGUCAAAGAGCUUCAGGAGAAGCGUUAGCAGGAGAUGACUGAG
Austrofundulus limnaeus is the source of this 923-nucleotide messenger RNA. Its product is annotated as tripartite motif-containing protein 29-like. Gene Ontology annotation, molecular function: zinc ion binding. The record is from RefSeq and is a predicted model, not a curated record. NCBI's taxonomy places the organism in Eukaryota, Metazoa, Chordata, Actinopteri, Cyprinodontiformes, Rivulidae.